AUGGCGGAUUCUAACCCUGUCAAGGAGGUCGAGACCUCAAUUGCCAACCUUUUGCUCGAUGAUGUCACCGGCGAGAAGGUGUCCAAGUCCGAAUUGAAGAGACGCCAGAAGUUGCGCGAGAAGGAGGCCAAGAAGAAGGAGAAGGAAGCUGCUGCUCCUCCCAAGCCUAAGACUGAGAAGAAGGCAUCCGAGGAGGAUGAGGAGGCUAACCUUACUCCUAACCAAUAUUUCGAGAUCCGCAGCAAGAAGAUCAACAAGCUGCGCGAGACCAAGAACCCUGACCCUUACCCCCACAAAUUUCAGGUCACCACUGAUCUGCGCAACUUCUUGAAGGAGUAUGAGGGUCUCGAGAAGGGAGAACAGAAGCCCGAUGUCCCUAUUCGCCUUGCCGGUCGUAUCUUCACCAAGCGUACCUCCGGCGCCAAGCUCAACUUUUAUGACAUCCGUGCCGAGGGUGUGAAGGUUCAGAUUCUGUGCCAGGCUCAAUUUGCUACUGGCAGCGUUCCCUUUGAGGCACAGCAUGAGCACCUCCGCCGAGGUGAUAUUAUCGGUAUUGUCGGUUUCCCCGGUCGUACUGCCCCCAAGAACCGUGCCGAUGGUGAGCUGUCUAUCUUUGCCACUGAGGUUGUCCUCUUGUCGCCGUGCUUGCACGCUAUUCCCUCCGAGCACUACGGUUUCCAGGACAAGGAGCAGCGUUUCCGCCAGCGCUACCUGGAUCUGAUCAUGAACGACCGCUCUCGCAAUAUUUUCCGUACCCGUGCCAAGAUCGUUUCUUACAUCCGCAACUACUUCGAUAGCCGCGACUUCACUGAAGUCGAGACCCCUAUGAUGAACGCCAUUGCCGGUGGAGCUACUGCUAAGCCCUUUGUUACCCACCACAACGAUCUCGAUAUGAACCUGUUCAUGCGUGUUGCUCCUGAAUUGUACCUGAAGAUGCUUAUUGUUGGUGGUCUUGAGCGUGUGUACGAGAUCGGUCGUCAGUUCCGUAACGAAGGUAUCGAUCUGACCCACAACCCCGAGUUCACCACCUGCGAGUUUUACCAAGCAUAUGCCGAUAUGUACGAUCUUAUGGACCUUACCGAAGACUUGGUUUCGAACCUUGUCAAGACUGUCACUGGUGGAUAUGAAACUACUUUCCACACCCAGGACGGUGAGGUGUACAACAUCAACUGGAAGGCCCCCUGGAGGCGAGUAGAGAUGAUCCCUGCCCUAGAGGAGGCCUGCGGAGAGAAGUUCCCUCCGGGUGACCAGCUCCACACCAAGGAGACGAACGAUUUCCUCAAGCGCAUCCUGAAGAAGAAGAAUGUGGAAUGCUCAGCUCCUCAGACUAACGCUCGCAUGUUGGACAAACUGGUCGGUGAAUUUAUCGAGGAGACUUGUGUCAACCCCACCUUCAUUACAGGCCACCCGCAAAUGAUGUCUCCCCUGGCCAAAUACCACCGUCAAAACGCCGGUCUGUGCGAGCGUUUCGAGGCCUUCGCUGCUAAGAAGGAGAUCAUCAACGCCUACACUGAGUUGAACGAUCCCUUUGACCAACGCUUGCGUUUCGAGGAGCAGGCCAACCAGAAGGAUCAGGGUGAUGACGAGGCUCAACUCAUCGAUGAAACCUUCUGCACUUCUCUGGAGUACGGUCUUCCUCCCACUGGUGGUUGGGGUAUGGGUAUUGACCGUUUGGUCAUGUUCCUUACCGACAACUACAGUAUCAAGGAGGUCCUGACCUUCCCCAUGAUGAAGGAGGACAAGUCUGCAGCAGAGCCCAAGUCUGCUGCUGAAGUUGUCGGCGUUGAUGUCCAGCCCGAGGAGGGAAUUCCCCACAAAUGA
Molecule: messenger RNA, 1821 nt
Organism: Penicillium taxi
Lineage: Eukaryota; Fungi; Ascomycota; Eurotiomycetes; Eurotiales; Aspergillaceae
Product: lysine--tRNA ligase KRS1
Exons: 3
Coding region: 1-1821 (606 amino acids)
Biological process (GO): lysyl-tRNA aminoacylation
Cellular component (GO): cytoplasm; cytosol
Molecular function (GO): ATP binding; lysine-tRNA ligase activity; tRNA binding
Source: RefSeq, a predicted model, not a curated record